UUCAUAGUUCAUGCUCAGUCAGCCCAUGCCAAAGUCAGAAGCCGUAACUGCCAUGAGGUUGAAAUAGUAAAAUUAACGAUUUACUUAGCGAAAUUUCAAUUCCCGCGAGUAAUGUUCGAGCGUAAACUGACAGGUGUAAAAAAUUCGAUAAUCCUUCGUAAUACGGUUGGCUUUCACGUGUGAAAGCGACGUCAAAAGUUCGUACAUUGUACAUCCGUACCGUCAUGAUAGCAUGACAAUUCAUGCACGCAGCAAUAAGUCACUACGUAUAGAAGCACGAGCAUUUCGACGGACGUUAAUCACUCGAUUAAAUUAGGGUAAAUUCUAGCAAUAGAAAUGGGAAAAAGACGCAACCGUCAGCCGGAUGUGUCCGAGGAAAACGCCGGGGAAUCCACAGAAUCGUGCGAAGACACCAGCACAGGAGCGAAGUCAUGCCCGCAUAUUGCAAAGGCGAUAGAUUUAUCCAAAGUGAAGAAGGCUUUGAAAGUUACCGGAAUCGCCAAGGAGUGUGCGGAAUGUGUUAAAGCCGGAGGACCGAUUGUCCUGGACGAUGAAGAAGCGUACGAACCCCUCAUUCCAAUUCUUUGGAUCUGUUUGAAAUGCGGUAGCCAGGGAUGUGGCAGAGGGCAAAGACAGCACGCACUUCAACAUUUCAAAACUCCUCGAAGCGAUUGUCAUUGCCUAACUUUAGAUACUCAUAGAUGGAGUCUUUGGUGUUAUGAAUGCGAAAAUGAAGUCAGUGCAGACUCGAGAAAGAAACUUUUGGAAUUAGUUGAGUUCGUAAAGAAACAAGCAAACUCUGCUGUACCCCUACCUACACCACCUUUACCAGUAAUCGAGCUAGAAUACAAUGUGAAUAGAAGUAGCAAAGAGGCCAAGGAUUUAGACAACAAGAAAAAAACUACGAUCCCUAUGAAUUUAUCCAGAGUAAAGGGGUUGACUAAUUUAGGUAAUACUUGUUUUCUCAAUGCGGUUAUGCAGUGUCUGGCUCAAACACCGUACCUCGUCAAAGUUUUAAAGGAUUUACGAGUACCUGGCCAGAAGUUUGUCCUCCCUGGUGGAAAAUUCAAGCCAUCCGCCAAUGCCGAAGAAGUUGAAUUGCCUGAAAUCGAAGGUACUCUUGACGGAUGGGGUACGAUUACUUCGAUCCUCCAUGAAACUUUGACGGACAUGCAGUCGUCUGAAGGGUCAGACGUCUACACGCCUUCGCUACUUUUGAAAGCAAUAGCUUCCAGGCUGCCACAAUUCAGUGGUGGAGAUCAGCAUGAUUCUCACGAAUUAUUAAGGCAUCUAUUAGAAUUAGUACAAAAAGAGGAUUUGAGGAGAUACCAGUCAAUAAUUUUGAACCAAGUUGGUUUGAGUGGAAAAACUAACCCGCAGGGUGUGGAGGAAAAUUUAAAGUCUCGUAUAAAGUUCUACGGAAACCAAGCUUGUGCCAGAUUAUUAGGUCCAGAACGAGUUUUCAGAGGAGUAUUAGUAUCUACGCUGGAAUGCUUAGAAUGUCACCAUUCGUCUCAUCGUACAGAGCCGUUCCUCGACCUGAGUCUCCCUGUUAUGGCAGACAAACCGCAACCACCCAUUCUAAAGAGGAAAAACAGCGGUUUGGAAGAUACGUUUGAUCUUAUGGGGAACAACACCACUAAUGUACCGUCAAAACACCAGUUGAAAAAAGAACGAUUAGCUGCCAUGAAGCAUCGCAGGAAUAGAAGAAACAAUCUUGCUAAUGGGGAUUCUCUGCCUAAUCAAAAUAGUAUAACUGAAGAAAAUCAGGAAAAAAAAUCCGAAAGUGAAGAAAGUGAUGCGGAUGUGGAAGAUAACAUAGAGUCCGAAGCCGUUUCGCGACCCGAAGUCGGAGAGUCUGGCUAUAGUUCAGAGAAACCAUCCACAAUGACUAGCCCAAUGUCUCCGGGUGGUUCAAUGCCUGCCAAUAAUCAAAAUGAUGACAUCGUAGCUACAAACGAUUUGUCGACUGGAAGUAGCAUCACUUUGCCAAGCUCGGCCGAUAAUUCAACAGAUUCGUCAAAUUUGAAAUAUAAUGAUUAUAUUAAUACGCAGCAAACUCCAAGUCCUACCAUCGAUUUGAUACCACUUAACUACCCUGCCGAAUCGUCUAGCUCCGAAAUAAUUAAUACGGCCGUGACAGAGAGUCCGGCUAGUCCCGAUAAGGAAAAUCCGUCAGGUACCUCAAAUUGGCCAAUUACGAGCUUGUCGCUCAACAAUUCGCUCACGGUCAAUUCGGACUUGACGAGCCCAGAAGGGCCCACAGUCAGCCCCUUGAGUACCUCCAUUACGUCCAAGGACAGUCCCACUAGCCCUGCCUCUAGUGCUUUCCAGAGCUCCUGCAUGGAUAAAAUAGAGAGGCCAAUGUCCAGCUUGGAUGUAAUAAGACCGGAAACAGAAGAGAGAAAAGAAAGUUCUCCCAGUAAAAGCACCAGUGAUUUGGACGCAAACAUUUACCAGAAACCUCAAAAACGUACUGGCAUGAAGAAGGACCGUACAAAUGGGAACGGCGUCGAUGAUGUUAUCUCAGGUUUAUCUAGACUUGGAAUGCACAGUAAUGGUUAUCAAUCUCCUUCUCGCUACCCAAGCGAGGAUGGAGAAUGUUCCGUCCAAUCCUGUCUAAACCAAUUCACAGCAUUGGAGCUUAUGAGUGGUAACAACAAGGUGGGAUGUGAAGCUUGUACCGAGAGAGAGAACAAGGGAAAGCAGGGAAAGAUGGUAUGCUGUCCUAGCACGAAGCAGUAUCUAAUUUCAAAAGCACCUGCGGUACUCAUUUUGCACCUAAAAAGGUUUCAAAUGCAAAGAGUUGUAUUCCGCAAGGUAACGAAGCAUGUAGCUUUUCCACCUAUGUUGGACUUGGCUCCAGUAUGUAGGGGUUACAGCGGCCCUCGAUUAUACGCAUUGUACGGUGUUGUAGAGCACAGCGGAACGUUGCAUGGCGGUCACUACGUUGCUUACGUCAAGUCGAGACAACCUUUAGGCCCUAACGAUCCCCGAUGGUCGUUUUUACCGGACAAAGACACUCAAGACACGGACGAUGGGUCGGCAAAUAUUAAUUCAAAUGAUUCCGAAGGUGAAGAGGCAGCUGCCAUUUUCCCCUCGACUUGCGAACCUCCCCCUGGUCGUUGGUACUUCGUUUCCGAUUCGAGAGUAAUGGAAGUGGACGAGACAAGAGUUCUCCAGAGUCAAGCGUAUUUGUUGUUCUACGAAAGAAUUCUAUGAACAAAUAUCUAUCGCUGCGUGUAAUAAUACUGUAGAAACUGAGGCGGGUAAGAAAACAUAGAAAAAAAGGUAUGACAGGUGGCUGUAGAACUGUAAAUGAUUUUUCAGAAGAAUAUGCAUUUGAGAAGAAGAUAUUAGAUUUUUAAAACUUGUAUGUAACUGUUA
Neodiprion fabricii is the source of this 3387-nucleotide messenger RNA. RefSeq names its product ubiquitin carboxyl-terminal hydrolase 45 (gene Usp16-45). The coding region runs from base 337 to 3222 and encodes 961 amino acids. The record is from RefSeq and is a predicted model, not a curated record. Gene Ontology annotation, biological process: protein deubiquitination. NCBI's taxonomy places the organism in Eukaryota, Metazoa, Arthropoda, Insecta, Hymenoptera, Diprionidae. The transcript is spliced from 13 exons. Gene Ontology annotation, cellular component: nucleus; cytosol. Gene Ontology annotation, molecular function: cysteine-type endopeptidase activity; zinc ion binding; cysteine-type deubiquitinase activity.